GAUAGAAGAAUUCUGCAUAAUUGCAUGUUAAUUAGACUUUCCAAGUCUGAGGGGAGAGAGCUGCAAAGGGCAAGACUGAAGGCCCAACAAACUGCAGUGGAUGGAGAGCAUGCACCUGCCAUGCCUACCUGUGCCUUCUUCAGUGCUCUAGGAACAGACAGCAUUCAUUCAAGCCAUAACUCUCUGGCAGCUGAGGCACCACUGGAGUCAACAGAGUCAUCCAUGUUUCCAUUUGCUGCUGCAUCUCUGGUGGAGUUCACAGAACCUGGUGAGCAGCAGGAUGAGCAUGACACACCUGAUGACACGCAGCUGCAGCAAACAGUGCGUGAGCGGCUACAACUGCUGCGCGAGCAGGCGGUGCGCGAGCAGGCUGCCGACGCAGACACUGAUGACCAGGACCUGUGGGUGCUACGCUAUGGCCACCCGGACCCAUCUGUGCCGGCCAGCCAGGUGGUGUGCGGCGGCUGCGGCGCGCACCUGCACUGCCAGGAGCCGUCGUGGCCCGGCUAUUUGCCGUCGGAGGUGCUGCGUGCAGCACCAGAGGCCGAACUGCGCGACCUCAUCUGCCAGCGCUGCUACUUCCUGCGCUUCCACAACGCCGCUAUCAACGUCAGCGUGCGGCCGGACGACUACUCGCUGAUGAUGCGCCAGAUGGAGAACAAGUCGGCGCUGCUCGUGCUCGUGGUGGAUCUGCUCGACUUCCCCUGCAGCGUCUGGCCCGGCCUGGCGCAGCUCGUCGGCCGGUCACGGCCGGUGGUGGUCGUGGGCAACAAGGUGGACCUGUUGCCGCAAGACAGCGAGGGAUACCUGGAGCGCGUGAAGGCGGCGCUGAACCUGGCCCUGGAGCGGUGCGGUGAUCGAUCGGUGCUGAACGUGAAGCCACACCUGUCUUGA
Molecule: messenger RNA, 894 nt
Organism: Pollicipes pollicipes
Lineage: Eukaryota; Metazoa; Arthropoda; Thecostraca; Pollicipedomorpha; Pollicipedidae
Product: nitric oxide-associated protein 1-like
Exons: 2
Coding region: 25-894 (289 amino acids)
Source: RefSeq, a predicted model, not a curated record